Molecule: messenger RNA, 1909 nt
Organism: Drosophila navojoa
Lineage: Eukaryota; Metazoa; Arthropoda; Insecta; Diptera; Drosophilidae
Source: RefSeq, a predicted model, not a curated record
GGUUGAUAAGUUUACAUACAUAGAUUGGAGCCGAGCACGUUGUGUUUGAUAAAUUAAGUUAUAUAAAUAAUAUUAAAAUUGCAAUAGAAAUGUUUGCUUUGUUGCGUCGUCUUACGUGCGCAUCGAUCACAAACAGCAGAAAGCUAAACCAAGUGCGAUGCUAUGCCUCUUUCACAGUAAGGGAUGUAAUGCGGGACACUUCAGAUGAGACCGGCACGCUGCUGACCCGCUUUGCCAAGCACAUAGCCAUCGACCGCUACAAAUGCGAGGAGCACGUGCUGCCACCAACGAAAAUCCGCUAUUCGGACUACUAUCCCAUCACAGAUGAGCAUUAUUUCCGACGCUCCGUGCAGCAGACAGAUGCUUCACAGCUGCCGGCUCUGAUCAUACAUACAUCCAGUUAUCGUUCCAAUGCAGUACCAGCCAUGUAUGCCAAGGCCUUGAAUGUGUUGGAUGCGCACGCAACUGCACAGUUAGACAAAAUGGACGUUUCCACUGUGCUGGAGACGCUCUAUGCAUUUCUGUUCCUUAUCCCGAAUUGGCUGAGGCGCAUCGAUUUCUAUCAUGCGGCCAUGCGACGUUUGGUGCAGGAAGCGGCUGGCAGCAAGCAGCGUUUUCUGCAAAUCUGUUUCUAUUUAGGCCUUCAGAAGCAAAAUCAGCAAACUGAUUUGGAGACGCUGCUUGCGACGCAGCUUGGCAAGCACUUGGCUAACUUAAAUCCCUUGGACCUGGCUCUGGUUUCGAAUGCUGCCUAUAAAACUUCGACUUUGGUGACGGGUGAAGUGCGUCAGGCAUAUGAGGAUGCCCUGGUGGAUGCAACUCUGAACUUAAAGCUUGACGGGGAUAGCGUUCCGGAUGAUUCGCUGCUUGUGUGCUACGUCAAGGCGUUGCGUUUCCAGCGCGUUCACGACGAGCGUAUCUGCCAGCACCUGCAGAGCAUUUGCCUGGAGCAAACACAACUAACAAAACUUCAGCCUCGUGGCCUGGCACACAUAUUUGCGUACUUCGCUGAGAUGCAGUGGGAUGAGCCAGAAUGCAUGCAGGCGCUUGUGGAACGUUUAUUGAGCUUCAAUCCCGGUGAAUUGCGUGCCAAGGAUGUGUCCACAUUCCUCUGGGGCUGCGCACAGCUGAAUUGCAACUUAACUGCUGAGCAGCUGAGAAAAUUGGAGGUGUUUGCAUUACGUAAAUUGAAUAACGGCGAGUAUGACCGUUUUCCCGACCAACUAGUGGAUGCGUGCCUCUCCCUGGUUAUUCUGGGUCACCACUCGAAGCAGCUGUUCGACGGGGCCGAGGAGCUGAAGGCCGCACAACGUCAGCGACAGCGCGCACAACCCAAAGUGGACAGCCGCUUGACUGUGCUACGAUCUGCUGUGGCCAUAGAGCAUCCCGACUGGACGGACGUCAAGACGAAGCAGGCCUUCAAGGAGCUCGCCCGUGCGCCCGCCUAUUUGCUCAGUCAACGUGAGGAUCUGACAGCAUAUGCCAAUCAGUUGUCGGCAGAUGCCGAGGUGGAAGGCGUUGACUUGGUAUGCCCCAUUGCCGGCAUCAAUUUGCCCAGCCUGCGUGUCCAGACUCAAGGCGAGCAAGCCAGCAUAUACUUUAUAGAGCUACUGACGCCGCAACAGACGCUGAAAUUCAGUCGAUCGGCGACCUCCCUGCUGCGCUUGAAACGGAGACUGCUGGAAGCGCUGGGUCAGCGUGUUGUACUGCUCCAUUCUGGUGAGAUGGCAUCCAAUGCUCAAGCGCUGCAACAGCUUUUGGAGCAGACAGCAACUGCAAAGAAGGAGCUAAAGCAGGCUGCGCAAGGCCUGAACAACUGAAACGUGUGAUAUAGAGUCUACGUGCUAUAGAUUUAAUUAACAAGUGUUUUAUUAAUGUAAUUAAUUUAGUAAAAUUAACACUAAACGUA